AUGUCGAGUAUGCAGGUGAGUUCUAACGAUAGCAAGGAAUACACGGUAUUUCCAUCCGCGGAUUCCAUAAGAAAAAGCGGCUUCUUGGACGGUGAUGUUGGUGGAGACGACGUAGGUGUUAUGAUGCUUAGCGAGAAAGCUUCCAGAACCUAUGCAAUGAGGUGUACGCCUGUGAACACGGACGAAUUUGACUCUUUCAUCGAGGACAGCAUGAAUCACUUAGACCAUAUAAACGCAAGCAGAGGUGAAUUAAGAACCAAAAUGUUUGGAAGUACCAUUUUAAGCAACUCUGGGCGGAGAUCUUGGGAGGACGCAGUAGUGGAUUGCAGAAUAGAGCUAUUUGAUCAGCCAUCAGGGAACCAUGCUGGCAAACCUACAGACAACCUUUACGGCAAUAGUGAGGAAAAAUCGUUUCAUCACGCUUUAACGAGGCAAGACAUACUUUAUGAUACGGCGUUAGAUGACGACGACCUAAUUUAUCUACCGUCUUCAAAUGGAUUACAUAGCUCCUAUUUAUCAUCACAUCCAGAAGACGGUGAUAUAGACAAUACCAUUAGUCCAACUCGUUGUUUUUCGCGCCUUCCGAAACGGGCCAGAAUACAACCGAAUACUCACCAAAGGGCAACCGAAUACUGGAGGUCACAACCGGUAAGUCCACUUACGGACAAGGCAAUUGCUUCGGUAUUUGCUAAAUCGUCCCAUGUGGAAACUGGCGACCGUGGUUUCGACAACUAUUAUGCAUAUUUUCAUGAUGAGGAUUUCAGUAAAUUUACAAAGGAACCCAACAUGAUCACCAUUCUUCCCCGUGGUGAUUGGACGCCCAGGGAUAUAAAAAUGUGUGGGCCUUUCAAGGCAUGUAGAGGUGAAGCUUCAAAGAUAUCAAAAUCUGGUGGGCCGAUUUACGGAGACGGUUUGAAUCACGAGCCCGACAAAUCAUUGGAUUCCGCAGUCUCACCGCUAGAAGGCUUAUUUAUGGUUACAGCGGAUAUAGACUCGGAUGAAGAUGUUGAGAGUUACGAACACCUAUAUAAAGCUGAAUUGGAUUUACUGGUGGAACGCGGGGAGCAAGUAGACUUGCAAGAGAUGGACGAAUGGCAUUAUCAGGCGGGUCUCACAGCCCCUCAAGUAAAAAACCACCAAAUGGCAUUUCGCCGUCUUCUCAGGCUGCAUUGUAACUACUUCGGAAAACGGGUUUACCCUUACAGAGGGGAACUUGACAGCCUUGCUUCCAAAUCUCUUCACGUUUUGGAUCCUGAUACCAAUACGUUUGAGGUCAGUCCAGCUAUGACAAGGCCGGAGAAGCUUGAUUUACGAAAAGUCAAGAAGCGUCCGUUCAUGGAUCGGGAAUCCGCGAUAGACACCCCUACCAAUGAUGCCACGCCAGGUACAUCCGGGACCACAACCAUACCAUUGUCUACGUAUCGCUUAUUCGACUACGAAACAGAACCUAGGUUCAUUAGAAAUCCAACUUUGAAGGUUGGCGCAUCAAAUGUGAGACAUUUAUACGAUGAGGAGACGUCGCAUAGUUUUAUAAAGUCGCCAUCAUUUGGACUGAGACACGCGAUAUCAGAUUUCCAAACCGUUACUGCAACAUGUGAGAAAGAUUUCCAGGUUCCUCUAACACUAAAGCAACUAUUUCCCACCAAGGAUAAAUACAUUAACUCCGACGUGACGUUGAUGAACCAACGCAACUUUAUUCUGAAAGUUCUGCUUCGGUUCCCUUACUUGGACUUGAAGCAGUUGGGAUUGACCAGUUUCUAA
Molecule: messenger RNA, 1761 nt
Organism: Babesia ovata
Lineage: Eukaryota; Apicomplexa; Aconoidasida; Piroplasmida; Babesiidae
Product: recombinase activating protein, putative
Exons: 1
Coding region: 1-1761 (586 amino acids)
Source: RefSeq, a predicted model, not a curated record